This is a messenger RNA of Carassius auratus (goldfish), 4312 nucleotides long. RefSeq names its product kinesin-like protein KIF16B. Gene Ontology annotation, biological process: microtubule-based movement. The transcript has 31 exons. The coding region runs from base 272 to 4300 and encodes 1342 amino acids. Gene Ontology annotation, molecular function: phosphatidylinositol binding; ATP binding; microtubule motor activity. The record is from RefSeq and is a predicted model, not a curated record. NCBI's taxonomy places the organism in Eukaryota, Metazoa, Chordata, Actinopteri, Cypriniformes, Cyprinidae.
UUCUGUAUCGCGCGCCACUGCCAGCAAAGAGCAGACGCUGUGAAUCACUCCGGGAAAACAACACGAACUGAACAACAGCGUCCCGGAAUAAUUCAUCUUCUUACAUGAUGACUGUUGAGUGAACACUACAUGAGCGCCAUCAGCUCCUCUCUCGGACACACUGCGCUGUUUUCUGCGGACACAGUCACACCCCCCAGAGUUGUGUCAGUCACUUAUGAGAACUGCCUGAUUGACUGAGUGUGUGAGUGUGUGUGGUCCUCAGGGAUGUGUCAUGGCAUCGGUUCGGGUGGCAGUGAGGGUCCGGCCCAUGAACAGACGGGAGAAAGACCUGUCUGCCAAAUGCAUCAUCGAAAUGGAAGGCAACAAAACCACCAUCACCAACUUAAAAAUACCAGAUGGAGUGACUGGAGACUCUGUAAGGGAGAGAGGAAAGACUUUCACAUAUGAUUUCUCUUACGACUCAUCAGACUGUAAAAACGGCAGCUUUGUCUCACAAGAGAAGGUGUUUAAGGAUCUGGGCACUGAUGUGUUAAAGGCAGCAUUUGAAGGAUAUAAUGCCUGCAUCUUUGCCUAUGGCCAGACUGGAUCAGGGAAGUCGCACACCAUGAUGGGCAUCCCUGGUGACGUCGGGCUGAUCCCACGGAUCUGUGAAGGAUUAUUCAGCCAAAUUUCAGGAAUGAUUCGGAGAGAUGAAGCCUCUUUCCGUACAGAAGUCAGCUAUUUGGAGAUUUACAAUGAACGUGUGCGGGACUUGUUAAGGAGAAAGAUGGCAAAGACGUAUAACCUCAGAGUCAGAGAGCAUCCUAAAGAGGGACCCUAUGUAGAAGACCUUUCGAAGCACCUCGUGCAAAACUAUAGUGAUGUGGAGGAGCUGAUGGAGGCGGGAAACAUCAACCGCACCACUGCCAGCACCGGCAUGAACGACGCAAGCAGCCGCUCACACGCCAUCUUCACCAUCAACUUCACACAGGCUAAGUUUGAUGCUGAGAUGCCGAGUGAGACGGUCAGUAAGAUUCACCUGGUGGACCUGGCAGGAAGUGAGAGGGCCGAUGCCACAGGGGCCACUGGUGUCCGGCUCAAAGAGGGCGGCAAUAUCAACAAAUCACUGGUCACUCUGGGAAAUGUCAUCUCUGCUUUAGCUGAUCUGUCACAGGAAGGAGGGAGCAGUCAUUUGAAGAAGAAGCAGGUGUUUGUUCCUUACAGAGACUCAGUGCUCACGUGGCUCCUGAAGGACAGUCUGGGAGGAAACUCAAAGACCAUCAUGAUCGCUACUAUUUCGCCUGCGGACGUCAACUACGGCGAGACGCUGAGCACGCUGCGCUAUGCUAAUCGUGCCAAAAACAUCAUCAACAAACCCACGAUUAAUGAAGAUUCCAACGUUAGACUCAUACGAGAACUGCGGGCGGAGAUCGCUCGGCUGAAAGCGCUGCUCGCUCAGGGAAAUCAGAUAGCGCUGCUCGAUUCCCCCACAGCGUUAAGUAUGGAGGAGGAACUGCACCAUAAUGAGGCCAGGGUGUUGGAGCUGACCAAGGAAUGGACGAACAAAUGGAACGAAACACAGAACAUCCUGAAGGAGGAAACUCUGGCUCUGAGGAAGGAGGGAAUCGGAGUGAUCCUGGACUCACAGCUGCCUCAUCUCAUUGGGAUUGAUGAUGAUCUGCUCAGCACCGGCAUCAUUCUCUAUCACUUGAAGGAGGGAAGGACAUACGUUGGCCGUGAUGAUGCCACUAAUGAACAGGACAUCAUUCUUCAUGGUCUGGGUCUGGAGAGUGAGCACUGUCUGAUAGAGAACCAGAAUGGAACGGUCACUUUAAUUCCUCUCAAUGACGCUCAGUGUUCAGUCAAUGGAGUUCAGAUCACUGAGCCCUGUCCGCUCAACCAAGGUGCGGUCAUUCUCCUCGGCAGGACCAAUAUGUUCAGAUUCAAUCAUCCCAAAGAGGCGGCUAAACUUCGAGAAAAGAGAAAGAGCGGCCUCCUCACCAGUCUGAGCUUAUCCAUGUCUGAUCUGUCCAAUUCCUGUGAAAACCUCUCUACAGUCAUGCUGUAUAACCCUGGACUGGAGUUUGAAAGGCAGCAAAGAGAAGAACUGGAAAAACUGGAAAUUAAAAGGCGGCUGAUAAAGGAGAUGGAGGAGAAGCAGAAGUGUGAGAAGGCGGAGCUUGAGCGCAUGCAGCAGGAGGUGGAGUCUCAGAGGAAGGAGUCUGAGGAGGUGCAGCUGCGCAUCCGCAGACAGGAGGAGAGCCUGCACAGACGCAGUCAGGACAUCGAGAGCCGCCUCCGAGACUUGAUCGCUGAGAAAGAGAGAUUUCAGGAGGAGAGACACCGAGAGCAGAAGGAACAGGAAGAGCAGAAGCAGAGGAGACUGCAGCCGGAGCAGAAGCUGAAGGAGGAGGAGGAGGAUGAAAAGACUCAGGCCCAUCCAGAGCGAGCUGAACAAAACAAGCUCUUUCGUGAGCUGGAGCGGCUCAAACGAGAACGUGAGGAGCAGGCCGUCAAACUCCAGCUGGAACGCAGGCGUCUGGAGGAGCGAGAGAAGGAGCAGCUGAGUCUGGUUGGGCGUCUGGAGGAGCAGCUGAGGGAGCGCAGCGAGGAGGCGGCCGCCCUGCUCGCACCAGAUGAGGCACGGAGACUGGAGGAGGAGAGGAGGACGCUCACCGAGCUCAGGGAGGAGCUGCUCAGAGCCAAGGAGGCGCGGAUCGAUGGAGAGGAGGAGGACGGGGAGGAGGCACGGAGGAGCGCCCAGGCACGCUAUGAACAUUUCAAGCAGAUGCAGGUGGAGGAGCUGAGUUUGCUGGAAGAGUCACUGAUCCAGCAGAAGGAGCGACUGGAGCGGGAGGUGACCCAUGAGCGCACGUCACUCGGCCUGCUGAUGCACACGUACAAGGACAAACAGAGACAGGUCAGUGAUCUGAUGGAGCGUGGUGUUCAGGACGUGUCCUCUCUGGGUCAGGAGGAGGGUCUGAUCCAGCAGGCCGAGCACAGUCUGCAGUUUAAAGAGAGACAGCUCCAAUCUCUCUGUGAGAAACACCUCCCUGCUGUCUCAGAGGAGCGCCAGAGAGCCAUCGAGCUCCUGGACAGAGUUAGAGGAGGGACAGGGUCUCCUGCUUUGGACAGAAGUCCAGAAGAUAUGGACAAAGAGCUGGAUGAGACUCUAUAUCAGGUAGAGAAGGAGCUGGAGGAGAAGGAGGAGCGUUUGUCUCAGUACAGCGCGAGCACAGAGCAGCUGCAGCAGCUCCAGCAGUCGUACGAGUUCACAGCAAACGUGGCCCGUCAGGAGGAGAAGGUCCGCAGGAAGGAGAAGGAGAUCCUGGAGUGGAAGGAGAGACAGCAGCGGGAGGCUCUGGAGCAGGCGGUCGCACGCUUGGAGAAGAGACACUCUGCUUACCGCAGGAGCCUCAGUCUGGAGCCGGACGCCGAAGCGCCCCGAAAGAGGUCACAGAGCACUUCCAGGCUUACAGGAACACAAGACCUGGACCGGGACAGGAUGGAGCGAGAGAUCGCGCAGCUGAAGCAGAGGAUCAGUGAGAGUGAAGGAAGCGUGCGGAGUCUUAGUGUGAGCGGGGAAGAAAAAACCAAUGUGAACCAGUCCCCCGUCAGCCCCAUACAGGCCCUCCCGACUGUGCUGUCUAUAGGAGACGAGAGGGUUAAAGCGUUUAUUGAAGAAGAGGUGCAGCGGAGGAUGCAGAACCUGAAUCUUCUGAACCGGGAGAAUAACAACACACUGUCACUGUCUUCAGACUCACUGCAGGAGGAGGAGCAGGAUAGUGAGGGUAGCUCUGUGAGAUUGACAGAUGAGGACAGCGAUAAAAAACGCAUCGAUCAGCGCAAACUGAAAUACGAGCGGCUGGUGUCGAUUCCCCUGGAUCCCAGUCCAGAGAGUCUUAAAGAUCCGGUGAAGAUCAAUAUUCCCCGUUACGUCCUGUGUGGUCAGGGAAAAGAUGAACACUUUGAGUUCGAAGUCAAGAUCACUGUUUUGGAUGAAACGUGGACGGUGUUCAGAAGAUACAGUCGUUUUCGGGAGAUGCACAAAUCUCUGAAGCUGAAAUAUCCAGAGCUCGCGGCUUUGGUCUUCCCUCCCAAAAAGAUUUUUGGAAACCGAGACGAGAGAAUGGUUGCGGAGCGCCGGAAUCUGCUGGAGCAAUACCUGCGGAACUUCUUCCGCGUGAUGAUGUCACCCUCCUCCUCUUCUCCUCUGAGAACAGACGAGUUCGGACUGCACCUCUCGAAACACGCCGUGUGCAGCAUCUCUCCUUUCUUUAAGAAGGGAGUGUUUGACUACAGCAGUCACGGGACGGGCUGAUACACACACACA